GCUGCACGUGAGCCGCGCCCCCCUCGCGCGGACAGCCUUCAGUAAGAGACUUGGGCCCGGCUGGCCUCCGGAAGCCGCGCGAGCGGGUGCGGUGAAGAGGAGAGCAGAGAGGGCUCGCUGGGUUCCCAGCCAAAUCCGACGUAUAUCUGGGAGUGGCGCGCGCCAUCUCAACGGUGAGGGACCACCGUUCCCUCCCCCACCGGGAUGUGCAGAUGGAGGCCGGAGGAGACACUGCUGCCCCAGCCCCCGGGGACGCGGAGGACUUGGAGGACACGCGGUUCACCAGUGAGGAGGCUGGAAAGGGUGGAGGGGUUCACGAGGACCUGCCAGAUCCCAGAGACGGGGGCCUGGAGGAAACAGGAUCUGAGACCAAAGACCAGCCACCUGGCAUGCUGUCACCACUGCCCCAGUCAGAGGCCUCAUCAUAUACCUGUGGACUCUGGGAUCCUGCAGCCUCUGAAAAUAGUCCCACGGGUGACUCUGAGAGUGAUUCUGGAGGCCAGGGUGGGGACCCCAGUGACGAGGACUGGCGCAGCAAGCGAAAGCAUGUGUUUGUGCUGAGUGAGGCAGGCAAGCCCAUCUACUCAAGGUAUGGUAGUGUGGAGGCACUGUCGACUACCAUGGGUGUGAUGACAGCCCUCGUGUCCUUCGUGCAGAGUGCAGGAGAUGCCAUCCGCGCCAUUUAUGCUGAGGACCACAAGCUGGUGUUCCUACAGCAGGGCCCACUGCUGCUGGUGGCUGUAUCAAGGACUCCUCAGUCAGCAGCCCAGCUGCGGAGGGAGCUGCUAGCUGUGCACGCACAGAUUGUGAGCACAUUGACACGUGCAAGCGUGGCCCGCAUCUUCGCCCGUAAGCAGAACUAUGACCUUCGCCGCUUGCUGGCCGGCUCAGAGCGCACACUGGACCGGCUUCUAGACAGCGUAGAGCGGGACCCAGGUGCCCUGCUCCUGGGCGCUGUGCGCUGUGUGCCCCUUGCUCGCCCACUGCGGGAAGCACUAGGUGUACUGCUCCGACGUUGCACAGCACCCGGCCUGGCACUAUCAGUGCUGGCAGUGGGUGGUCAACUGGUGACAGCAGCGCAGGAGCGGACUGUGCUGGCUGAGUGCCGGCUGGACCCAGCCGACCUGCAACUGCUGCUCAACUGGGUGGGUGCACCAGCCUUCGCAGCGGGAGAGGCAUGGGCACCUGUGUGCCUGCCCCGCUUCAACCCUGAUGGUUUCUUCUAUGCAUACGUGGCCCGCCUGAAUACCAUGCCUGUCUGUCUGCUGCUGCUUGGCACCGACCCCGAGGCCUUCCAUGACAUGGCCACCUGUCGACGCCUGGUUGAAGACGGCAUGCACACCCUGGGUGCAAUGCGUGCCCUUGGGGAGGCUGCCGGCUUCUCUAAUGUCCCAUCAUCCAAUGCCCCUGCCUACAGUGUACAGGCUGUGGGGGCACCUGGUCUCCGGCACUUCCUCUAUAAGCCACUGGACAUCCCCGACCAUCACCGCCAGCUGCCCCAGUUUACCAGCCCUGAGCUAGAGGCCCCGUACAGCAGAGAGGAGGAACGGCAGCGCCUGUCAGACCUGUACCACCGCCUGCAUGCGCGCCUCCACAGUACCUCCCGACCCCUGCGCCUCAUUUACCAUGUGGCUGAGAAGGAGACACUGCUGGCCUGGGUGACCUCCAAAUUUGAGCUCUAUACCUGCCUCAGCCCCCUGGUGACCAAGGCAGGUGCCAUCCUGGUAGUGACCAAACUCCUGCGCUGGGUGAAGAAAGAGGAGGAUCGGCUCUUCAUUCGUUACCCACCCAAGUACUCCACACCCCCAGCAGCCCCGGCUGCUUCUGCAGACCAAGCUUCCCAUAACGGCUUGUUCACUGGACCUUGAGAAGCAGAGCUUCCAGAUUGGGCAGUGCUGGGAAUAACCAUCUUUGGCUUUUACCUUCCGUCUCCACCCUGGAAAUGAGGUGGACAGGGUGGGACGUGGUUGAUGGUGGUGUCUGUGGCUGGUCCCUCUCUCCCUGUGCAAUGGGGCAAGAUCUGAGGACCUGCCCACAAAUGAGAGAUGGGUGGCAACAUGACUGCACACAGGUAAGCAGGCUGCAUCUCAGCUCCCUCAUGUACCUCCACCUUUGGAGAAAUCCUUAGGCCUCUCCCCCUCCCUCUGCUUCACCUCCUCUACUUGGAUGACAUUCCAGUUUUUGUCAAGCUAUCUACUAGUCUUAGGCUCUUCCCUGCAUCCAGAGUCUGCCUCCUCAAUGACCUCUCAGUCCUUGAGUGUCCAGGGCUGGCCAAUGUCUCUUUGGGUGGCCCAUAGGGGUUCUGGAAUUGGGAAUACAGGGCCAGCCUGUGCACAUAAAAUGCCUAAACCAAUCCCUACAUGGACAUUCUUUUACCCUUCAUGUACUUCAUCUUUGCCCUGUCACCCAUGUUGGCUGCUGCUAAUAUUAAUGGGAAGGUGGUCCCCAGUCUACCUGUAUGUGUAACCCAGGACAAAGCCCCUUGCUGUACACGUUGGCUGAAAGCCAGAAUUUUUACAUAGGAGUUACAUUUAGCUUCUAAGGCUUAUUCUGCCCAUUCAUGAAAUGAAGAGAACCUCUCACAAGCUGUUGAUUUGCGAACUUAAAGGGAUUCGAACAUCUGUGUACCACCGAAUAAUACAUGCACAUCUGUCCCAGACUUUCUCACAACCUGCACAAUACAAGCAACCUGGAGAGGGAGAGAAGCCUUGUAGAGUUUGUAUGUGUACGCACAGAACUCACUCCCCGACCCACUAAGACCCUAGGUCUGCCCUUGUUUCCUCUAACCUGGGGUUGGGGCGCAUGGAGCCAACUGCCAACCGGGUAGUGGUGAGCGGACGCGCACUGCACGCGUGCGCACUGCAGAGCCUGUGUACGCUCGUAGGGAUUUAUUUCCCCAACCAGUUGUCCAAGGCGCAGGCGCAGAAGCCACGCGUUAGAAGAUGGCGGGGAAGUUGGAGCCUUUGGAAGUGGAGCCGCCAGAAGUUGUAGAGGAGGCUGAGGCGGGUAAAGGUAAUGAGGACAAGCUGGCUUCUCCCAGCCGGGGCAAAAGGCGGGAGACUUCGUCCCAUUACAAUAAUGAAAUAUUGGUAGAAGUACUAAAAUAAGUCAAAUUUUAAGCUUUUUAUAAAAUACUGUUCAAAGGGGAGAUAACAUGUAUAUUCUCAUCAUGUAGAUCACCUUGUCAGCUUCUUUGGAUAUAUUGCUUAGUAUUCUAAAGUAAACAAUAGAUUAAAGACUUCAGUAUGCAUCUCUUCAAGCAACGAGUGCUGGUUGACAUUCUCACAAAAACCACUGCUGCUUCCACAUCUAAGAAAGUUAAUUCUCCAAAAUCAUUUGACACCCAGUGCAUACCACACUUUGCAUGGACUCUUACAUAUUGUUUGACAAUGGCCACUCCCACAGACGGCUUCUUUUCUCCAGGGCGUUUUGAUAAUGACACCCACACUCCAGUGAAGGGGAAAAAAAGUCCUACAGACAAGUGGAAAUUGCAGUCUAACCAAAAUCUCUCAAGACGGUGAUCCACUACUGUGCCACAUUUUUAACUAGGAAUUUUCAAAAGGUACCCAAGUUCAGAAAAUAGCAUGUCGAAUGCCCAUAUACCCAUCACUGUUUCAACAGUUUUCAACUUUCUGCCCUCCUUUAUAACUCCUCUUCCUGCACAGCCUUUAAACCACUAUAUUAAUAAACAUGUUGGAUUGCAUUUCUCCAGACCUAUCCAUGCAGACAUCAACAAUAAUGACUAUUUACUUGUUUAUUGUCCUAGCAUGUGAGCUGUGUGAGAACCAUUUAUUGCUGUUUCUCCAACACUCAAAUAAUGCCUGCUUGGCAUAUAGUAGGUGCUCGAUAAUUAUCUUUGUUUAAUGUAUGAAUAAUGAAAUAAUUUUAACACGGAGAGCUCUUAGGUUAGGGCCACACAUUGAAUGCCAGCUUUCAACAAUGGAGACAGAAAUGAGAGAGAUGCAAAUAGACCUCAUUUAUUAAGCACUCACUAUAGCUGAUGCUGUUCUGAAAAAUUUAGUAUCAGUCUUUCAAAUUUACCAAACUUGAAGUUAUUCACCAGCAAUGGAGAAACUUUAAAAGCAUAACAAGUUCCCAUUUCUAGCCAUCAAAAUUGACUUUAUAAAAGGAGGGAUAAUAAUCUAGUAUUGAUUACUUUGUGGAGAAAAAGGCCAUCUCUUAACUACUGGAGGAGCUGACCAGUAGAGGCUGUGCUAGAGACAGUUUGGCAGAACAUUUUGAGCAUCCAAAGUGCUAUUUCAUCUCUUAAGUCACCAUGCUUGGUAAUCAGAAUACACAUGUGCGGAUAAGGAAGGGUCAUUGGAGUUUUGUCAUUGAAAGCAAAACACAAGGAGAAAUCAUGGAGAGUGAAUUUAGGUAUAUCCAUGCAUGUUGUGGAAUGCCUUUAUAGUGGACUUCUUUAAGCAGCAGGAAAAAAAAAAUUUUUUUAUUUGAUUUAAAAUAAUUAAAAAUUAAUUUAAAAAGGAUAAGACCAUGAUUUAUUUAUAGAGAAUGAGCUCCAAAAGAGAUCAUAUUUUUAUGAGAAGAAUGCAAGUUGGACUGAAAAAAAGUAUCAACUGUGUUCCUGUGUGUUGCACAGAUAGAUGUCUAUAGGCUAAAGGCCUAACUAAGCACUCUUAACAAGGGACUUGGGUUUGGGGGGCUGCGCAGAAGUGGAGGCAUUUUUUUAUUUUUAUUUUUUGUUUUUUCUUUUAGGAAAAUAUAAGUAGUACUAUAUAAUUUUAAAACAUGAGAAAGGGAAAAAUUUGAAUGGCAUCUGAGUAUCUUAAUAUUUGUUACUAUUAACAUCUUGGUUUUGGUGGUUAUACAGUGGUUACCUGGUAGAUUCCCUUGUAUAGAGGAAAUAUGCACUGGAACAUUAAAGAAUAAUGGGCCAUGGUGUCUGUAAUUAAUGGUACAGAAAUGCUCAAAAAUGAGAAACCUGAUAACAAGGACAAAUAGGAACAUUGCGGUCUAUUUCUACAACUUUUAUGUACAUCCGAAAUUAUUUCAAAAUAAAAUGUUUAAAAGGGG
Molecule: messenger RNA, 5034 nt
Organism: Pteropus alecto (black flying fox)
Lineage: Eukaryota; Metazoa; Chordata; Mammalia; Chiroptera; Pteropodidae
Gene: MON1B
Product: MON1 homolog B, secretory trafficking associated
Exons: 6
Coding region: 213-1868 (551 amino acids)
Biological process (GO): vesicle-mediated transport; protein targeting to vacuole
Source: RefSeq, a predicted model, not a curated record